Messenger RNA from Cajanus cajan (pigeon pea), 1364 nucleotides. RefSeq names its product putative mediator of RNA polymerase II transcription subunit 19b. The record is from RefSeq and is a predicted model, not a curated record. Gene Ontology annotation, cellular component: mediator complex. Gene Ontology annotation, molecular function: transcription factor binding; transcription coregulator activity. NCBI's taxonomy places the organism in Eukaryota, Viridiplantae, Streptophyta, Magnoliopsida, Fabales, Fabaceae. Gene Ontology annotation, biological process: positive regulation of transcription by RNA polymerase II.
ACGCGAUGAAUGGAAAAAGGGGAGAAAAUAGAAAAAAUGGGGAAGGGAAAGGCUAAAUAUAAAAGGAGAAUUGGAUUGGGAAUUCGCAGAAUUGGGGUUUGGCAUUGGGUGCGUGUGACUGAAUCAAAGGAAAAUAGAAUUUGAGGGAAACUCAACACAACAGAUCACGGGAGAGAAGAGAAGAGAAAAAAAACCUAAAAAUCCCCUCUUACUUCACUAACUCUAUUCUAUCUGUAUCCGCAUGGUUAUACUGAAUUAUAUCUGAAAUCGGAUACAACUGCAAUAAGUUGAUAAUGAUUCAACAACUGAUGAAAGAUUGACACAUGGAUCCUGACAGCAAAAAAUUUGGAGGAGGACCAAGAGAGUUGACAGGUUCUGUGGAUCUAUUAAAUCAUUUCAAAUUACUCCCGCAUUUUGAGUUUUUCUGCAAGAGGCCACUUCCAGUUUCAAUUUCAGACGCACACUAUUUGCACAACGUAGUAGGUGACACAGAAAUCAGAAAAGGAGAUGGGAUGCAGUUGGAUCAACUUAUUCAGAAUACAUCUUUGUCCAGUGGUACUAAUUAUCGUAUACAGCCUUUGGACCUCGAUAUUCUAAAGGAGGCUUUUCAACUCAAGGAAACUGCUCCCAUUGAUUUACCUGCUGCCGAGAAGGGGAUUCUGACUGUUGCAGGAAAAUCAAAAGAUGAGUCUAAAGAUGAGAAGAAGCAUAAAAAGCACAAAGACAGGGACAAAGGUAAGGACAAGGAGCAUAGGAAGCACAAACAUCGUCUGAAAGAUCGAAGCAAAGACAAAGAAAAGGAUAAAAAGAAAGACAAAAGCAGGCAUAAUGAUUCUAGUGCUGAUCCUUCAAAGAAACACCACGAGAAGAAAAGGAAGCAUGAUGGAGAUGAUGAUCUUACGAAUGUCCACAAACACAAAAAAAGUAAGCAUAAGAGCUCAAAAAUUGAUGAAUUGGGGGCAAUAAAGGUUGCAGGUUAAAAUGGUUACACACUGUAGUUCUCUUUUCCUCAAAUGGUUGUCAUUUGAGGGGUCUGAUGGAGCGGUCUGAUGUCUAGGUGUUGUUCUUUUGUAUUGUUUUUAUUUUAGAGAUAGUUGAUGAUGCAUCUUUAGUUCUUUUUUCGGUCAUCUUAAGUACGAAUUUUAAUGUUUAUCAAUUGUAUUUGCUGAAUUAUUUGAGUCAUGCAUUCAAUUCCUAGUUAGAAGAGUAUCCACUCCUAUGUAUAUUAAAUGCAAAUGUACGGUAGAGCGUUUUUAGAAACUUCUCAUGAAUGAGUGUUUUUGGACACUUUUUUCAAUGAGAGCUUUUAGGAAUUCUUGUAACAUCAUAUCUAAUUCAAUAUUUAUUUAUCAUUUUUAUUUAAA